GAUAAUAUAAAUGGCAAUAUAGAAGAACUCUUAAGUAUUGAUUUUGAAACUAGCAAUACGAUGGCCGAAAUGAUAGAGAGCUCAGAGCGUGAUAAAAAUGAUACGAUGGAAAAUUUUACCAAUUCAGUUUCAGCACCUGACACUCAUGAGGAACAUGUAACAGAUCUAAAUUCUCGUAUCACUGUUCUUGAAAAUCACUUGAUAUUUCUUGUACAACAUAUAAAAACUUUAUAUUCAAGCAUUAAAUAUUUAAGCUUUGAUAAUUUGACUGAGAGCCCGAAACAUGACAUAAGUGGCAAUAUUAAAGAAGAACUUUCAGGUGUUAAUUUUGCAACUUGCAAAAUGAUGGCGGCCAAGACGGCGAAUUUGAAACAUGACACUACGGAAGAAUUCCAAAGUGUUGAUUUUGAUGCACAAUCUACUUAUAAAAUGACACAUGUCGAGAUAGUAAAUUCAGAAAAUAAGCGAAAUAAUACUGUGGAAAAACUCCAGAAUACUGAUUUUUGUGCACAGUUCACUUGCAAAAUGAUAACUUCCGAAAUAAAGAGCUCGGAACAUAGUGAAAAGAAUAUGGGAGAACUCUCCAAACCCGAUAUUAGUGCACAAUUUACUCAUAAAUUGUUGGAAGAAGCUACUGAUAUAAAUUUGAAGAUAAGAAGAAAGGCCCUUAAUAAAAUUCUUAAAAUUGUGGAUGAUAACAAGCAAAUUGGAUCAAACUUGGGUGAUCUUCCCCGAAUUCUCAAGUUACGUCUUUCUGAUAAUAAUGUGAAUCUACAAAUUAUAUCAUUGAACAUUUGUGGUAAAAUUGCAACUGCCAUGGGAGACCCAUUCAAAAAAUACGCAACAACGUUCAUUAAUUCAGUUAUUGAAAUUUUGCAAAAUAAAAAAAAUGUCAUUGUCCGCGAACAUGCUAUUGAUUGCUUAAAAUGUUUUGCUUCUGCUAUUGGAAUUUCUUCUGUUGAGAAAAUUUUAAUUACUAGAAAUGCUCUAUUGCAAAAGGAUUUACAAGUUUGGCUCUCUAAUCCUCCCAAAGAUGCAAAUGAAAAAAACAAAUUGCACAAGUUACAAGAACACAAAGAAGACAUAAGAGUAACUGACCAUGAUUUUAAGUUAAGGGAGUACGGAGGUCAUAAAGGUGAUGUAAAACAAAGAAAUGUUGCAGUUAGUUUAUCAUAUAAUACCAAGUCUCUGUCUAAAGAAAAAGAUAUCAAAGAGCUGGGUCAAAAAUCAAAUUUCAAAGAUAAAAAAAAUCGUGAACUAUCAAUAUUACCUAAACCAACUGGAUCUCUUGCAAUGCAUCCUGACAAGAAGAAGAAAUCUAUAAAUAUAGAAUAUUCUAUUCCUAAUAAUAAGAGACCAACGACGGCAAAUUCUUCUGGAAUACCACCAACCAACCAAGGUACUUCUGGACGUGACUCAUUAUCCUUGGUAAAGGUAGACCUAUCUAAAAUUAUGAACUCUGAACAUCAACAAUGCAUUAGAACAUUGGAACAGUUGAAUAAACAGUUGAAAAUGUCUCCUGAAUUCGCUAUUUCAUACGUACUUGAACUUGUUAAUGUCCUAACUAAUAAAAUAAGGGUGUCAUACACGCAACUUAAUUUACAAUCACGAACAAGUAUUCAAUUGUACAAGAAUUUAAUAAACACAUUAAACCAAUUGUUUUCGAAUAAAAAGUUAGCAUUGAUUGUUUCUCAAGAUUUACUUGAAGGAUUACUAUCAGAAUUAACAUUUCAAUUGUCGAAUUCAAAUCUUCAGAAGCAAGGAACAGGACAACAUUUAUUAAAGGCGCUCAGAAUUUCCAUAAAUAAAGUACUUUUAAAUUGUAAUCGGAAUUUAAUUUACGGUGCUUUACUAUCCGUCCUUAAUGUAUCAUUUGCAAAAUUGCGAGAAAUGGAUGAUCCUACCACCACUAUAAAAUUCAUCGAAUUCAUAAUGAAGUAUUUACAGCACUUGUCAAACUUUGUACAUAAAAAUAUAAAAUCUGGUAAACUUCGUCCCAAUAAAUUGUUGAGAGAUCUCAAUGAAUUUUUACUUUCUGCACCACCUUCUGAAUGGGAAAAUCAAGUCAAAGAAAGAAUGCCAUUGGGCGAAGAGCCUUUUAAUAUCAUACAAAUUUUAUUAAAAAAACUAAUUGAAGAACUUGGAGAAAGUAUAUAUGACCAUUUAGAUCUCAUUCCAGAUUCCCAAAGAAGUAAUGUAUACUUAUAUAUGAAAACGGAAGUGUGCAAAGGAAAAAAAAAACAAACAACUAAUAACAAUGUAAUUGAUAAUAUUGUAUUUAGGGUUGGUCAAUAUUCACAAGUAGUCCAUUGCAUAUAA
Messenger RNA from Racocetra persica, 2319 nucleotides. Lineage: Eukaryota; Fungi; Glomeromycota; Glomeromycetes; Diversisporales; Gigasporaceae. The record is from the annotation of a GenBank genome assembly.